AGUAGCUUCUAGCAGCUGGGUGUUUCAGUACGUAGGCAUCAGAACAGUGAUCGCUUCCACAUCGACUCUAACGAAAAAAAGUAUGGAUCUGGAUUAUAAAGAAUAUCAGGAUUAUACGGCAGACAAUGAAACUGAGAAAGUCAAUACCACCCCUGCUGUACUCAUGAAAAUCAGCAGCUCUCAUUCUUCGGUGGCACAUGCUCUAGUGGUAAUCAAUAUCCUCAUAACUGUUAUUGGCCUCAUAGGAAAUUCAGUGGUUAUCUGGAUCUGUGGAUGGAAAAUGAAAAGAACGGUGAUCACUAUUUGGUACAUCAGUCUGGCCAUUUCAAACUUUUUGUUCUGUGUAUUUCUGCCCCUGGAGGUUUUCUACAGAAUAACCUUGCACUGGCCUUUCGGACUGCUCUUGUGCAAGUUCACCUCCUCCGCCUUGUUUCUCAACAUGUACAGCAGUGUCUUCCUGCUGGUUCUCAUCAGCACUGAUCGCUGCGUGAUGAUUCUAUUCCCCAUUUGGUCACAUAACCACCGGUCAGUAAAGAAAGCAUUUGGAGUUGUUGUGCUCAUGUGGCUCCUCUCUGCGCUCCUAACGUGGCCCUCACUCGUCUACAGGCAAACUGUAGUCCACGGCUCAGUCACUCAGUGCUACACAGGCUAUAUGGACCACUCGAGACACAAGGCAGUUGUCUUGUCUCGGUUUAUCUGCGGGUUCCUAAUUCCGUUCCUAAUAAUUGUCGUCUGCUGCUCCGUGCUCGGUGUCAAGCUCAACACUUUGACCGUCAAGUCAACAAAGCCGUACAAAAUCAUGGCGGCGCUCAUCUUGUCGUUUUUCUUCUGCUGGGUCCCCUACCACACCUUUGUUCUUCUGGAGUUGGACCUCAAGUACCACAGCCUGGAGGUUAUCAAAACUGGAUUGACCGUGGGAGCCACGCUGGCCGCAGCAAACUGCUUCAUAUCCCCAGCUCUGUACGUCUUCAUUGGUAACGACUUUAAACAAACCCUGAAGAGGUCUCUGACAUCGAGAAUGGAGGAGGCAAUGGCCGAGGAUUUCCGUACAGGAGGUCUCAAUAACUCAAGGUUUAGGUCAAUGGAAGUGAUCAAAACCUAGGAUGGCACUUUGAGAGCAUAUUCCGCCACCAAGUACCAAUAGACUUGAUCCAGAAUAUCAUUGGAUCUUCCCCUAAAUAUAAUUUUUUUUGUCAGAUGAUUGGUUAUUUGUGUGUUCAAGGCAUUCAUUUAGUGUCUUUCAUUUUUGUUAAGAAAAUCUUCAGAUUCAGAUGAUUUUUUUUCUAAGAUUUUGUUCAUGUCUACAACUGAAUUUCUUUUGUGUUAUUAUGUUUGCAAACUGAUUCAAAUUGCAACUUAAAUAAAGUGGAAGGCAGAAUAAAUGUAUAUUAUGAAUGUGUAUAAUAAAUCAAACAUUUAAACAAUUGAAUGAAAAACAAAAUGUCUUUUUUUAUCUUGUUGUUAGAAAUUGAUGCAUAU
Platichthys flesus (European flounder) is the source of this 1479-nucleotide messenger RNA. Its product is annotated as chemerin-like receptor 1. The transcript is spliced from 2 exons. Gene Ontology annotation, biological process: regulation of calcium-mediated signaling; phospholipase C-activating G protein-coupled receptor signaling pathway; complement receptor mediated signaling pathway. Gene Ontology annotation, cellular component: plasma membrane. The coding region runs from base 83 to 1102 and encodes 339 amino acids. NCBI's taxonomy places the organism in Eukaryota, Metazoa, Chordata, Actinopteri, Pleuronectiformes, Pleuronectidae. The record is from RefSeq and is a predicted model, not a curated record. Gene Ontology annotation, molecular function: complement receptor activity; G protein-coupled receptor activity.